Molecule: messenger RNA, 2085 nt
Organism: Xiphias gladius (swordfish)
Lineage: Eukaryota; Metazoa; Chordata; Actinopteri; Istiophoriformes; Xiphiidae
Product: immunoglobulin superfamily DCC subclass member 3
Exons: 14
Coding region: 1-2085 (694 amino acids)
Biological process (GO): axon guidance; cell-cell adhesion
Cellular component (GO): axon; plasma membrane
Molecular function (GO): protein binding
Source: RefSeq, a predicted model, not a curated record
AUGGGUGACUGUCUGGCCUCAGAGCUAUCUUUCCUGCUUGAGCCCAGUGAUGUGAUUGCAGUAAGGGAUCGCCCGCUCAUGCUGGACUGUCGGGUGCAGGGUGAGGAACCGAUCAUGGUUACGUGGCGUAAAAACGGGGUGCCUUUACCCACCAGCCUGCGGGUUCGGGUGCUGGCUAAUGGCACGCUGCUCAUCGAGAGCUUCCAGAAACGCAGAGAGGGGAGUGAUGCGGAUAUGGGCGAGUACGACUGUGCUGCCCAAAAUCGCUAUGGCAUGCUGGUCAGCCGCAAGGCCAAAGUCCAUUUGGCAUCUCUUCCUAAGUUCCACACCCAUCCGGUUUCCAUGUCUGUGGAUGAGGGGGGUGUCGCUCGUUUCCAGUGUCAGAUCAAUGGAGUACCUGAGGCCAACAUCACGUGGGAGAGAGACAGAGUACCCCUCAACACCACUGACAUCAGGUACAUCCUCCUGCCAAUGGGUAUUCUCCAGGUGACAGGUGUGAGGCAGGCAGACGCUGGGGUUUUCCGAUGUGUCGCCACCAACCCAGCCAACACUCGCUACAGCCAUGAGGCCAUGCUCAACGUCACUGGUGGAGCUCCUAGAAUCUACAAGGAACCGGUCAUCCUGUCAGGACCCCAGAAUCUGACCAUCAGUGUCCAUCAGACGGCCAUCUUGGAGUGCAUCGCCACAGGAAACCCAAGGCCCAUUGUUUCCUGGAGCAGGCUAGACGGACGCUCCAUUGGGGUGGAGGGUAUCCAGGUUCUAGGGACGGGGAACCUGAUGAUCUCAGAUGUUUCCCUGCAGCACUCUGGCGUGUAUGUGUGUGCUGCCAAUCGGCCCGGCACCAGAAUGAGACGUACUGCACUUGGACGACUUGUUGUACAAGCUCCUCCAGAGUUCCUGCAGUGGCCACAGUCUGUUUCCAAACCAGCAGGGGGAAGCGCUGUGUUCACCUGUGUGGCCCAGGGUGUCCCGGAGCCUCACCUCAUCUGGCUAAAGAACGGCAAGGUCCUGAUGCCAGGACACAACAUCAAGCUGACCAACAACAACAGCACUCUAGCUCUGACCCGUAUCAGCUCAGAGGAUGAGGCCAUCUAUCAGUGCAUUGCCGAGAACAGUGCCGGGACCAACCAGGCCAGCGCCCGUCUGGCUGUUGCCCAGGCGAAAGACCUGCCUACCGCCCCCCGAGGCCUCACAGCCAGCGUCCUGACCACCAACGCCCUGCAGAUCACAUGGAGCCAGCCGCCCUCCAACGUCACUGACAGCAUCAUCGGAUACGUCCUGCACAUCCGAAAGAUAGGAGAGCCUGACAGUCUGGAGCUGCAGGAAGCCAUCAGUAGAGGCACCUUCCAGCAUGAUUUGACCAACCUGGAACCAGCCACCACCUACUCCCUCUACCUGAAGGCCUACUCUCCUCUGGGAGCCAGCCAGCAGUCCCGCACUGUGGUGGCUACAACACUAGGUGGCGUGCCAACCCCUCCCACCUUCUUCACCAAGGUGGUGAAUUCCAGUGCUGUGCAGGUCCUGUUGGAGCUCCCCAGUAAGGCUGGCAAGGCUGAGGGCCUCAGGCUGUUCUACCGCAAGAUCCCCCACACUGACUUCCAGGGACCUAUCCAGCUGCCCUUUCACAUCAAUGCCCAUACUAUCUAUAACAUGGAAUCGGGUGCUGUGUAUGAAGUCAAACUGGUGGCCUACAAUGGAAACGGGGAGAGUGACUGCUCCAAGAGACUGGUGUCACUGGCAGAGGAAGGCCUGAGUGACCAAAGCACUGGAGUGAACAAUCUGUGUCAGUGCAGGGAUGGAGAGGCCUCUCUUGGCAGCAUCGUCAUUGGCAUCCAUAUAGGCACUGCCUGCAUCAUCUUCUGUGUUCUGUUCCUCAUGUUUGGAUACCGUCGCAGUCUUUUUUGCAGUAAGGGGACCCAGGACAGCUGGUCUGUACCAAGAGACAACGCAGGACACAUUGACAAGUCUAAAGAUGGAGCAAACUGCCCCAGAGUGGAGACACUGCCUCAGGUGGUCUGUCCAGUGCAGUGCCAGGUCAUCAUUGAGCAGCAGUCAUCAGGUUUGCCUGGCAUGGGCACUGCCUAA